Thelazia callipaeda (thelaziosis nematode) is the source of this 300-nucleotide messenger RNA. The record is from the annotation of a GenBank genome assembly. NCBI's taxonomy places the organism in Eukaryota, Metazoa, Nematoda, Chromadorea, Rhabditida, Thelaziidae.
AUGGCGUUAGAUGCUAAUGAGGACUCGUGUAUGAUGCUAAAACGUGAAUGGCAGCGUUCCCCUAUAGUGGUUGCAAGGCGAAAUGCUCGUGAAAGAGAUCGCGUCUACGCUGCAUUUGUAACCUUAAAGUACCACCUUCCCGCUAUUCGAUCUAACACUAAACGAGUAUCCAAACUGAAAAUUUUACAGGCUGCAAUCAGUUACAUUGCUGCACUGACUGAUUUACUUCGAACUGAUAAUGUUAAAGUUAAAUUUGUUGACCUAAUCAUUGUUUAUGACUAUAAAUUUUAUUAUUCUUGA